Molecule: messenger RNA, 1377 nt
Organism: Aspergillus oryzae RIB40
Lineage: Eukaryota; Fungi; Ascomycota; Eurotiomycetes; Eurotiales; Aspergillaceae
Product: AP-2 complex subunit mu
Exons: 2
Coding region: 1-1377 (458 amino acids)
Biological process (GO): clathrin-dependent endocytosis; intracellular protein transport
Cellular component (GO): AP-2 adaptor complex; cytoplasmic vesicle
Molecular function (GO): clathrin-cargo adaptor activity
Source: RefSeq, a predicted model, not a curated record
AUGCUCUCCGGUAUCCUAAUUUUCAACCAAAAAGGCGAAAACCUCAUCUUCCGUGCCUUCCGCAAUGACUGCCGCCCCCGGUUGGCCGACAUCUUCCGCAUCCAAGUCAUCUCCAACCCGCAAGUUCGCUCGCCCAUUCUCACGCUAGGAUCCACGACGUUCAGCCAUGUGAAGCACGAAAAUAUCUAUCUGGUAGCGGUGACCAAGAGCAACGCCAAUGCGGCGCUCGUGUUCGAGUUUUUGUAUCGGUUGGUGAUGCUGGGGAAGAGCUACUUUGGGAAAUUCGACGAGGAGGCGGUUAAGAAUAAUUUCGUUUUGGUUUAUGAGCUGCUGGAUGAGAUCCUCGACUUCGGAUACCCCCAAAACACGGAAACAGACACUCUGAAGAUGUACAUCACGACGGAGGGAGUCAAAUCCGCCAUCGUCAACAACCCCACCGACUCAAGCCGCAUCACCAUGCAAGCCACCGGCGCGCUCUCCUGGCGCCGCUCCGAUAUCAAAUACCGCAAGAACGAGGCCUUUGUUGACGUGAUCGAAGAUGUCAAUCUUUUAAUGUCCGCGACUGGCACCGUACUCCGCGCCGACGUCAACGGCCAGAUCGUCAUGCGCGCCUACCUCUCCGGCACACCGGAGUGCAAGUUCGGCCUCAACGAUCGCCUACUGCUCGACACUGAUGCGGCUGGUGGCUCAGAGUCCGGUCAACGGGGCAUGACAACGAAGGGAACUCGCGCCGCGGCGGGCUCCGUCACACUUGAGGACUGUCAAUUCCACCAGUGCGUGAAACUGGGCCGGUUCGACGCAGACCGCAUCAUCUCGUUCGUUCCGCCGGACGGCGAGUUCGAGCUCAUGCGAUACCGCGCGACGGAGAACGUAAACCUCCCGUUCAAGGUGCAUCCCAUCGUGAGGGAAGUGGGUACGACGAAGGUCGAAUACAGCGUCGCCAUCAAGGCGAACUAUAGCUCGAAACUCUUCGCGACGAACGUCGUCAUUCGCAUCCCGACGCCGCUCAACACAGCCAAAACCACCGAACGCACCAGUCAAGGCCGCGCCAAAUACGAACCCGAACACAACAACAUUGUCUGGAAGAUCGCCCGUUUCUCUGGUGGAAGCGAGUACGUGCUCACGGCCGAGGCAACGCUCACCAGCAUGACACAUCAGAAGGCUUGGAGCCGGCCGCCGCUCAGUCUCUCGUUCAGCCUUCUCAUGUUCACGAGUAGCGGACUGUUGGUCCGGUAUCUCAAGGUCUUUGAGAAGAGCAACUAUAGCAGUGUGAAGUGGGUACGGUAUAUGACUCGAGCAGGAAGUUACGAAAUUCGGUGCGUUCUUUGUCAACCCUCCAGCCUUAUCUCAUCUCACUACCAUUGUGUCCAAUACUAA